Messenger RNA from Coregonus sp. 'balchen', 6334 nucleotides. Lineage: Eukaryota; Metazoa; Chordata; Actinopteri; Salmoniformes; Salmonidae. The record is from the annotation of a GenBank genome assembly.
AUGCUGAGUUGUGAGUUUCUCCUCCCGCGGUAUAAAAGCUCUUCUCUCUCCAUCCUGCCGCAGUCUGCAUCCGGUUUAGAGAUGAGCUACCCACUGGACCACCUCUACGGCCACGGCUCCUACCGCAGGGCACCACAGGGCCACUCUGCCCGGCCCGCGGCUUCCCUCUCCUCCUCUGGCUUCCACUCCCAGCCCUGGACGACCCCCCAGCUCCGCCGCCAGGCCUACAGCCAGACACCCUCCGCCGACAGCUUGGAGAUCUUUAACAGCGACAUGACUCGAAGGAACGAGAAGGAGAUUCUGCAGACACUCAAUGACCGGUUCGCCAGCUACAUCGACAAGGUACGGAACCUCGAGCUGAUGAACUCGAAUCUGGAGCAGGAAGCGGCUGCGCUGCGACAGAGCCAGACCGGGCGCGCUACUGUGGGAGAGCACUAUGAGCACGAGCUGGGGAACCUAAGGGGUCUGGUCCAGCAGCUGACCGGAGAGAAGGCACGCGCACUCUUGGAGCAAGACCACCUGGAAGAGGAUAUCCAGCAUGUGCGGACCAGGCUCGAGGACGAGGCACGCAGCAGGGAGGAGCUGGAGGCCAAGGCACGCGUCAUGAACAAGUAUGUGGAUGAGUCUGGGCUCGCGCGGCUGGAGCUGGACAAGAAGCUGUGCGUGCUGCAGGAAGAAGCCGCGUUCCUGAAGAAGAACCACGAGGAGGAGGUGGCCGAGCUGCUAGCACAGAUCCAGGGUGCACAGGUGAGCUUCGAGGCUCGAGACACAAUCAAGGCGGACGUCACGAGCGCCCUGCGGGAGAUCCGCGCUCAGCUGGAUGGCCACGCGACCAAGAGCGCAACGCAUGCGGAGGAAUGGUUCAAAGGUGAGAGGCGCAACUUUAUAUCAACUUACCUUUACCUGGUUUUCCCAGAGAUGGGUCAGUGUGAGAAAGCCAGGUUUAUAUAGUUUUAGGGCUAUGAUGUGACCGUGCUGUUCGCUGUCCAUGGUGCUGAACUUUGGAUGACUUGGCUAUGGAGUUCGUUUGUUUUACAAUCAAAUAGGCUCUUGGUACAUAGUGGUACAUAGUGGUGCAUAGCCUAUAAGCUAUUAUCAAUCCUAUUUGGGACAUUGAUUCGUUGUAAGGUCACCAUUGGAAGCAAACUGCAUGAGACUCUAGGCUAUAUAUUCAGUUAAACCACUGAAUAAACAUCAUCCAGUGAGCACCAAUGACUGCAAUGACAGCUUGUGUUACCCAAGGAUAGUAUUGAAUUAAACCAUUAUAGGCUGAUUGCAUUUGGAAAAAGAACAGAUGUGAAUAAUGUGGUGAAAUAGCCUACUGGUUUAUUUUAUGGAGAGGAGAAAGUGUUCUGUUUGGUGUAAACUCGUGUCCUUUAUCUGUCAGCUAAAACUGUCCUCUGCAGUCCUGUUUUGAACGCCUUAUUGCUGCUCUGAGUCUGAUCAUGCAUUCCUGCCGCAGGCAACUAUGAGUCAGCAGUAUUAGGUCCCUAGAAACACUGAUGCCGCAUGCUAGUGUCCUUGGAAAUGUAUCUUGCCAAGAAAGCAUCGACCCCCCCCCAAAUCCCUUACCUCAUAAGAUAUUAAAUAUGUCUCUCAAUCAUUCCGGGCGUGGCCCUUGUGAAUGUACGUAUUAAGUCCGUAAUUAGAUGUAUUUUGCCCAUCGAAGUUACCUAUCUUAUCUCACCGUCCGACCUUUUCUUAUGACUUGCAGUCUCUUGAGUGUCAUGCCCUGUUCCUACCACAAGGAGAGCGCUCCUCUGCAGAGUCAGACGUUCGCAGGGUGAGAUGACACGGUAUAUGGGGCGUCUGAGUACAGUGUGUAUAUAGCAUGUUGAUGUGACCAUAGAAAUAUAAUCAAUGGAUUAUAUUCCUAUUGAUGUGACUGCAGGGGUUUGCCUGUGUUUGGUUAUUAUGUGUUUGAGUAUGUUGUGGCCCUGUGUGUGUUGUUGCCAGUGAGUGUUGUGUAUGUUUUCUAACCUUCAUAACAUUAUAUCAUUUCCUGGUGGCUACUGCCUCUAGCUGAGAGAAGAGACCAGAGGGGUCUGCUUCAAGGUCACUAAAACACGUUGACAAUAGUAGAUGAGUUAAGAUCAGGGCUAAUGCAGGCCUCCACCUCUAACUCAGCCAUCAUGGUCAUGCCCUGUCCACAUAGAUCUACAUGCAGACUGAAAAGCAAUGCCAUUGUGUCCUGACUUUGGUAUGUACCAGUGUUAGUGUUAGAAUUAGGAUUAGAGACCUUAGUUAAACUCUCUGAAUGGAUGGGUAAAUGUUGUGCAUGGCUUGAUUUGUACUGGUCCACCACCUCACUGAGUUAAGACUCCGCCAAGACUCCAACAUCCAAAAGUGGAUAAUGAAACAAUAUUCCUACUUAAAAUAAUGUGGGAAAUGGUCAGUGGGGAUCUAAAGAAUAAUCAUGUCAUAUUGUUUAUUAUUUUGUGAUGUCAUUAAGGAUGGUAUCAAGUAAUAACUGUAACUCGGAAAGUGUACAUAUUCUAUCUAUCAAGUUUACAUCUAAAUGUUGUAUACAAUAUAUGAUUAAGUAUGAGAGUAUUUUGGUGAAGAUAGGAAUGUGAUUUUAGUCUUCUAAUGAGAUAAUAGUUUUUCAUAUAAACUAUGCACAGUGACUAGCCACGCCCAGAGUGACAUCAGAGAUCGUGUAAACAUGAUGGAACGCCCCUUUUACUCCGAGUGCAUAAAAAGCCUUGAAAAACAAAUCAACCUUAAGACCAGCAGACGUGAAGCGUGAGCUAAACGUUGCAAAUGGUUGAAACUCUACAGACCAGCAGACGUGAAGCGUGAGCCAAACGUUGCAAAUGGUUGAACUUCUACAAGACCAGAAAGACCAGAAAACGUGAGACGUUAGUCCACACGUUUGAAAUGGAGAAACUCUGAAACUCUCAACCUCUACACGAGGUGAAGAAGAAGACAAUGCACUAGACCUUCUCAUUUCAGUCUGCAGCUGGCAUGUAUAGUCGUUUAGAGAACUUUCACUAAAGACACGAAGUGGGAAGGACAAUCCCUCUCAGACAACCGCUGGUACAUCUGAAGUAUCCAUUUGUGUGUAACCUGUACAAGUGAGUGGUUUGAAAUGUAAAUGUUUUUAUUUUUUUGCAUAUCCCACCCUCGGAGAGUGGGGUCACGCCCAGGGAUCAGCCAUUAUUGACGGCGACCCUGGAGCAAUCAGGAUUAACAUUUACAUUUACGUCAUUUAGCAGACGCUCUUAUCCAGAGCGACUUACAUGAGCAAUUAGGGUUAAGUGCCUUGCUCAAGGGCACAUCGGCAGAUUUUUCACCUAGUCGGCUCGGGGAUUAGAACCAGCGACCUUUCGAUUACUGGCACAACGCUCUUAGCCACUAAGCUACCUGCCGCCCCAUUCUAACCAGCACUAUGACCAGAAACUCUACCAAGGACAUUGGGAUCUCUGGUGGGCAAACCAGAGUCCUACAUCAUCAACUCAACUAUCGAGGACAGCUACAUGUAAAUACAUGUUGCAUUUCUAAUCCGAAUGAGCGUUAUUAGGGUGCAUAAGUAUUAUGAUUACUGUGAGCAUAGUCUCCAAAGGAACCACAAUAGUUUGAAUCUCUAACUCUCCCUUCCACUCUGACCCUCCUUCUACCCAAGCAGUCAUGCGAUUGUUAGUCCAGUCCACUAGGGACCUGUCUUCAUUGUAUUACGUUAGUAAUCAAUAACCUAUGUGUGUGUUUGUAUUGUGUUAUUAUUUAGUUAGUUAGUAAAUAAAUAAUUAAGCCAAUUUGUUUAUUGCUGAUUCAUCAAUAAGGUUAGGGUUCUUGCAGGUUCAAGGAUUAUGCGACGUUCAGAAUGAGACUGAAAAGAGGUAAUCAUUUGAUAAGUAGCCCCCUGUAGCUCAGUUGGUAGAGCAUGGCGCUUGCAACGCCAGGGUUGUGGGUUCGUUUCCCACGGGGGGCCAGUAUGAAAAUGUAUGCACUCACUAACUGUAAGUCGCUCUGGAUAAGAGCGUCUGCUAAAAUGUAAAUGUGAAUAAGUGACUGUUAUCGAUAUAUAACAUAUCUUCUAAGAGUUUAGUUCGGGAGAUGGUAACUCGUUAAACAACUUAUUCCGUGGUGCCCCAAAUUCCUAAUGAGUUAAUUGUUACAUGAUUAAUUUAAUCGAGUGACAAUUAAACAUAGUUAGGUGAUUUGAUAAAUAACAGUCAUACAUUAAAGUAAGUCACGUCACGACACUGGCACUGUCAAGGUUACUCCUGGAGGAGAGGAUUUGUGUUCUCAAUGACCGACCUCUGUGGUGGUCACGGAGGAAAAGAGACAAUGAGAGUAUACAAGGAAAGGACACUAUUUGAGAGUAUUUGGUUGUUAUAGUCCCUGUCUCUAUGACCUCUAAAACCCUGUCUCUGACCCUGUUCCCCAACCUCCCACCUCUCCCAAACCCCUGUAGUGCGUAUGGAGCGGUUGGCAGAUGCAGCUCACUCUAACACAGAUGCGAUCCGCGGUGCCCAGGAUGAGAUAGCAGAAUACAGACGGCAGCUGCAGAGCCGCACCAUCGAACUGGAGACCCUCAGAGGUACCAAGGACUCUCUGGAGAGACAAUGCAUGGAGACUGAGGACAGACACCAUGGAGAUAACAAGUCACUACAGGUACACUCCUCUGCCUGUCUGGCUCUUCUAUUUCCCUGCAUUUUGGCACGCAUUUCUCACCAACGUGUGUGUGUGUAGGAGACCAUUCGUCAGCUGGACGGUGAACUGAAGAGUACUAAGUGGGAGAUGGCCAGUCAGCUGAGAGAAUACCAGGAGCUGCUGAACGUCAAGAUGGCUCUGGACAUAGAGAUAGCAGCCUACAGGUGGGUCAAAGGUUAAGGGUGGGGUAUAUUUUUUGUCAAUGCACUUAUGCAGACUCAGAUUGUCUCUGAAUAAGCCCUGCUCUUGUGAAAAAAACAUGAUUAUCACAGAAUAACUACUGAUAUGUUUUUGAACAGGAGACUGUAUUGGCACACCCAAUUCAGACUGUACUUCUUGUGUUCUUCCCAUAAACAGGAAGUUGCUGGAAGGGGAGGAGACUCGGUUCAUAUCUGGGCCAAGCCUGUACUCCUACUCCUCCGCCCACCUGAAGCUGAAGGGGGAGGAGCUCUCAGACACAGUCAUACUGGAGGAACAGACGGAUGAGACACAGGUCACUGAGGUGACAGAGGAAGCAGAGGAAGAGGAAGAUGAAAAGGGAGAGGGAGAAGAGACAGAAAAGGAAGAAGAGAAGGAGGAAGAGGAAGAAGAGGAGGAAGAGGAUGAGACCAAAGCUGAGGCAGAAGAGGGAGAAGGGGAAGGAGCUGAGGAUAAGGGGGGAGAGGAAGAGGAGGCAGGUGAGGAGAAAAAGGAAGAUAAGUCUAAGUCACCUGAGAAGGCUGCUUCCUCUCCAUCCAAAUCUCCCCAAUCUAAGUCUCCCCCCAAAACCCCCCAAGCCAAAUCUCCCCUCCCCAAAUCACCUGCCAAAUCUCCCGCCCCCAAAUCACCUGAAUCCAAAUCACCCCAAGCCAAAUCUCCCCUCCCCAAAUCACCUGCCAAAUCUCCUGCCCCCAAAUCACCUGAAUCCAAAUCACCCCAAGCCAAAUCUCCCCUCCCCAAAUCACCUGCCAAAUCUCCUGCCCCCAAAUCUCCCCCUGCCGUGAAAUCACCAACAUCUACAUCUCCCCCCAGCAAAUCCCCAGAGUCUAAGUCUCCCCCUCCCAAGUCCCCCCUCCCAAAGUCUCCUGAACCCAAGUCCACCAUCCAGGAGAAGGCCAUGACCCCUGCAGAAGACAAACUGGCCAAGGAGGAGAAGAAAGAGAAGGAACAACCCCAGUCUGUAAAGGAGGAGAAGAAACAGGAGCCAGAACCAAAGGAGAAGGAGAAGAGUGAGAGCCAGCCUAAAGAGGAGAAGGUUGAGGAGACGACAGACAAACCAGAUCCCAAGGAGAGCAAGCCAGAGGAGAACCCCAAGAAGACUGAGACCUCAACACCUUCCCCUCCUGCUGCCACCCCGGCCAAGCCUGCAGAGGAAAAGCCCGCCCCCGUCAAGGAGAGCCACGGCCCUGCUAAGAAAGAAGAGGAGAAACAGGCCAAAACAGAUGAUAAACCCCAGGCAGAGGUGAAGCCUGCCCCCAAAGAAUCACCACAGAAAACAGAGAGCACAAAGGAGGAGAAGAAAGCAGAGCCCAAAGAGGAGGUGAAGAAGGAGCAUAAGGAGGAUAAGAAGGAGGACAAGAAGGAGGCCUCUAAAGCAUCCGACAGUAAAGAGGCAAAGGAUACGAAGGAGGGAGGGAAGGCAGAGAAGGUCAAGAAGUCUUCUAGCACUGAGGUCAAAGAUGAGAAAGCCAAGAAGUGA